ACUGUCAUUUGCGUAGCUUACCUCGUUUUGUAAAGUUCAAAUCGUGUUAAGUAAUCAUUUGGAAUAUUAAUAAAAUAUAGUGACAUACUAACGAUUAAAUAGUUAUUUGUAAAAAUAAGGUGUUAGUAUACCUUGAGGUGUAGAAAAGUGACCAUUUGAAAACGGAACGAAACGAAAACGAAUAGUCUAGUCAAUAUACUUUUAUUUUUUAUACAAUGAAAUAAUUAUUCGUUUAAGCUAAAGUGCUAUUUACUUAGCGCGGUACUUAUUGUUUUUGUAACUUUUUUUAUUCGAUAAGUGAAGAUGCAGAUCCUCAAAGUGCGCCAUGUUUAUCUGACGGCCAAUCAGUUUCAAGCAUGGAGCUGCGCGAGAGCACGAUACGCGAGCUCGAACGCAAACAAACCGGUUGAAUACAAGCCCAUAAGGAGCGUUCUGGUAGCAAAUAGAGGAGAGAUCGCCAUCAGAGUGUUUCGAGCAUGCUCCGAACUCGGCAUACGGUCCGUCGCCAUCUACAGCGAGCAGGACAAACUGCAGAUGCACAGACAAAAAGCCGACGAGUCAUACCUGGUCGGUAAAGGUCUGGCUCCCGUAGAAGCUUACCUCAGCAUCCCCGAGAUCAUCAGGGUCGCUAAAGAGAACAAUGUGGACGCUGUUCAUCCCGGUUAUGGACUGUUGUCAGAAAGGUCAGAUUUCGCGCAAGCCAUCGUUGAUGCCGGCAUGCGUUUCAUCGGGCCGCACCCCUCCGUGGUGCAGAGAAUGGGAGACAAGGUGGCCGCCAGGAAAGCUGCCAUCGAAGCUAAGGUCCCCAUCGUACCGGGCACGGACGGUCCUAUUACAACCAAAGAAGAGGCCGUAGACUUCUGCAAGAAACAUGGUCUUCCAGUCAUCUUCAAGGCGGCCUUCGGUGGCGGCGGUCGCGGUAUGCGAGUAGUGCGGGACAUGAACGAAGUGGAAUCCGCCUUCGAGCGUGCCUCCUCGGAAGCGCUGGGCGCUUUUGGCAACGGAUCCAUGUUUAUAGAACGCUUCAUCGAACGGCCGAGGCAUAUUGAGGUCCAACUGCUUGGUGACAAGGCUGGCAAUGUGGUACAUUUGUAUGAGCGCGACUGCUCCGUGCAGCGCCGGCACCAGAAGGUCGUCGAGGUGGCCCCUGCGCCCGGGCUGGACCCUGAGGUUCGCAAAAAGAUGACCGACUGCGCUGUCCACCUGGCCAAGCAUGUUGGCUACGAGAACGCCGGCACCGUGGAGUUCCUGCUAGACAGCAAAGGCAACUUCUACUUCAUCGAGGUCAACGCUAGGUUACAAGUAGAACACACAAUCACAGAAGAAGUCACAAGCAUUGAUUUAGUGCAGUCUCAAAUCAGAGUGGCCGAAGGCAUGACCUUACCCGAACUGGGUCUGACACAAGACAAGAUCAAGACGCAAGGAUUCGCUAUUCAAUGCAGAGUCACUACUGAAGACCCGGCCAAUAACUUCCAACCCAGCACUGGAAGACUUGAAGUAUUCAGGUCCGGUGAAGGUAUGGGUAUCCGUCUCGAUUCUGCGGCCACUUACGCUGGAGCCAUCGUCUCGCCUUACUACGAUUCGCUGCUAGUAAAAGUAAUCUCCCACGCCAACGACCUGCCAGCUUCAGCCGCUAAGAUGACGCGCGCGCUCCGAGAGUUCCGUAUCCGCGGCGUCAAAACCAACAUUCCUUUCUUGCUCAAUGUAGUGGGGAACCAGAAGUUCCUUUCCGGCGCCCUGGACACGUACUUCAUCGACGAAAACCCUCAGCUGUUCAUGUUCAAGGCUUCGCAGAACCGUGCUCAGAAACUGCUCAACUAUCUCGGACAGGUGCUAGUGAACGGUCCAGCUACGCCCCUGGCCACUUCCAUACCUCCCGCGGACAUCACGCCAUACAUUCCACCCGUUCCUCUCGACCUUUCCCCAGAGGCUGUCAAGAAAUAUGAACUAACCGGAGAAAAUACAGCCAUCAAGCCUCCAAAAGGCUUCAAACAAAUCCUACAAGAAGGCGGUCCCGAGGCCUUCGCAAAGGCCGUCCGUCAACACAAGGGUCUCCUUCUCAUGGACACGUCGUUCAGAGACGCGCAUCAGUCCUUAUUAGCCACCAGAGUUCGGACACAUGAUCUAUUGGCUGCCUCGCCAUAUGUAGCGCAUAACUUUAGCAAUCUGUACUCUAUGGAGAACUGGGGUGGUGCUACUUUUGACGUCGCGCUUAGGUUCCUGCACGAGUGCCCUUGGGAGCGGCUAGAAGACAUGCGUCGCCUCAUCCCCAACAUCCCGUUCCAGAUGCUGCUGCGCGGCGCCAAUGCCGUCGGCUACACCAACUACCCCGAUAACGUGGUCUACAAGUUCUGCGAGAUGUCGGUUAAAGCCGGCAUGGACAUCUUCCGCGUAUUCGACUCGCUUAACUACCUCCCCAACUUGAUCCUUGGCAUGGACGCCGCGGGCAAAGCCGGGGGCGUGGUCGAAGCUGCCAUCUCAUACACGGGCGACGUGUCCGACCCUAACAAGAAGAAAUAUGACCUGAAGUACUAUUUGAACCUGGCCGAUGAGCUGGUUAAAGCUGGCACCCAUGUACUGUGUAUUAAGGAUAUGGCGGGAUUAUUAAAGCCUCAGGCAGCUAAGCUCCUGAUCUCUGCGAUCCGUGACAAGCACCCCGACGUGCCGAUCCACGUGCACACGCACGACACGUCUGGCGCGGGCGUGGCGGCCAUGCUGGCGUGUGCCCAAGCCGGUGCCGACGUGGUCGACGCCGCCGCAGAUUCCAUGUCCGGCAUGACGAGCCAGCCCAGCAUGGGCGCGCUCGUCGCUUGCCUCAUGGGCACCGACCAAGACACCAAAAUCCCCCUCCAAAAAGUAUCGGAAUACUCAGCGUACUGGGAGCAAGCUAGAACCCUGUACGGGCCGUUCGAGUGCACGGCCACCAUGAAGUCCGGCAACGCGGACGUGUACCUGAACGAGAUCCCCGGCGGACAGUACACCAACCUGCAGUUCCAGGCCUUCUCGCUGGGGCUGGGCUCGCAGUUCGAGGAAGUUAAAAAAGCUUACAGAGAAGCGAACCUCAUCCUCGGCGACAUCAUCAAGGUCACCCCCUCGUCCAAGGUCGUGGGUGACCUGGCGCAGUUCAUGGUGCAGAACAAACUCACCGCCAAAGACAUCGAGGCCAAGGCUGAGGAGUUGUCCUUCCCCAAGUCCGUGGUGGAGUUCUUGCAGGGUGCUAUCGGGCAGCCGCAUGGUGGAUACCCUGAACCUCUAAGAUCUAAAGUACUGAAAGACAUGAAGAGAAUCGAAGGCCGGCCCGGCGCUGAAAUGCCGCCGCUCGACUUCGACAAACUCAAGGCUGACAUCCAAGAAAACUAUCCACAGAUAACCGACUACGACGUAAUGUCGGCCGCCAUGUACCCGCAAGUGGCCAACGAUUUCUUCCGCAUCCGCGAGAAAUACGGCCCCGUCAAACAUCUGGAUACCAAGACCUUCCUUGUUGGACCUACGGUCGGCGACAGCAUCGAAGUAAAGAUCGAGCGCGGAAAGACGCUAGACAUCCGCAUAGUAGCCGUCUCGGACGAGAUGACCGCCGCGGGCGAGAGGGAGGUGUUCUUCGAGCUCAACGGACAGCUUAGAAGCGUUUUCAUCAAGGACGAGACUGCCAGCAAGGAAAUGAAGAUCCAUCCUAAAGCCAUCAAGGGUGACAAGAACCAAGUUGGAGCCCCGAUGCCUGGCACCGUUUUAUCGGUGAAAGUAAAGGAAGGCGAAAAAGUAGAAAAGGGCCAAGCCAUCGCCGUCCUAUCCGCCAUGAAGAUGGAGAUGAUAGUCCAGGCGCCGAAAGCCGGCACCAUACAAUCCGUACUCAUACAGAACGGACAGAAGCUCGAGGGCGACGAUCUGAUCGCGACCAUCGAGUGAACUACAUAAGGUGCAAUUUUGAAUGACUCGUUUCGUUUCUUUGAUAUAUUAUUGCAUAAACGGUGGGAGGCCUUGACAAGUCGUUUUUAAACGCCGAUCAAAAUACAUUUAAAUGUAUGGAA
Molecule: messenger RNA, 4025 nt
Organism: Cydia amplana
Lineage: Eukaryota; Metazoa; Arthropoda; Insecta; Lepidoptera; Tortricidae
Gene: PCB
Product: pyruvate carboxylase, mitochondrial
Exons: 26
Coding region: 304-3903 (1199 amino acids)
Biological process (GO): pyruvate metabolic process; gluconeogenesis
Cellular component (GO): cytoplasm
Molecular function (GO): pyruvate carboxylase activity; ATP binding; metal ion binding
Source: RefSeq, a predicted model, not a curated record